This is a messenger RNA of Frieseomelitta varia, 1480 nucleotides long. RefSeq names its product THUMP domain-containing protein 3-like. NCBI's taxonomy places the organism in Eukaryota, Metazoa, Arthropoda, Insecta, Hymenoptera, Apidae. Bases 79 to 1386 code for a protein of 435 amino acids. The record is from RefSeq and is a predicted model, not a curated record. Gene Ontology annotation, biological process: tRNA methylation. The transcript has 7 exons. Gene Ontology annotation, molecular function: RNA binding; tRNA (guanine) methyltransferase activity.
GAUUUUACUCACAUUCACGUGUAUAAUCACGUGUUUACGAAGUACAACGUAAUUUACAUGUAACGUACAAAAUUUAAAAUGAAUGAGAAUAGCGAAUCGAAUUUACAAAAACUUUUCGCAGAAUCAUUAAUAAACGACAAUGUUUUUAUGAUAACAACGACAGUAGAUACAGGUUUCGAGUGGCAAGCAGUGGAUGAAUGUAAAGAGAAAUUAAAUAAAAAUGUCAAAAUUAUUAAAGAACGCGGAAAGAUUUAUCUUAAUGUCUUUUGGAAUCAAUUUGCACAAAUACAAGAGAUGAGAUCAAUAGACAAUAUAUUUAUUGUCGCAGAUGUUAGAAAGUUUGAAUUCUCAGGAAUUAGUAAAGAAGCUGAUUUACAGUUAUUUAAAGAUGCUGUACGUGAUGAUAUGAAAUUAAAAAAGGCUUUAAAUGCUUGGAAAAAUAUAACUGGUUUUCAAGGGAAAAUAUAUCCAACUACUGAUGAAUAUAAUAGAGCAGAAAAAGACCGUAAGCUUUGUAACACAAUUGUUACACCAAUUAAAGGCAAAAAAAGAGGGCAGGAUCCAUCUGACACUGAGAAAGAUGAAAUAUUAAGGUACAGAGUAACAUGUGAAAGGAUUGGCAAACAUAUAUUUGAAUCAGCAGAGGUUGCUAGAGCUAUUGGAGGAGAAUUGCAAGAUAAAUAUCUGUGGCUUGUAGAUCUAUCUACGUAUUAUUUAGAAGUAGUUUGCAAAGUAAUUGGCAAUGAACUAAUAACACAGUUACGUGUUACACAUGAAUCUAAGCAUCAUAGGAAUAUCAUAAGUUUUGGACCAACUACUCUUAGAGCAACUGUAUGUUAUAAUUUGUUAAGAUUAGCUCAUCCUAAUCUGGGAGACAUAAUAAUUGAUCCAAUGUGUGGUAGUGGUUCCAUUCCAAUUGAGGCAGCUUUAGUGUAUUCUCAAUGUUAUAUUAUGGGAGGAGACAAUCAUCCAAAAGCUGUAUUUAGAACAAAAUCUAAUAUUGAGGCAUCUUCUUCUAAAUGUAAAAUUGACCUAUUACAUUGGAAUGUGUCACAACUACCAUUUAAAGAUUCUUUUGUUGACAUUGUUGUUACUGAUAUGCCAUUUGGAAAAAGAAGUGGACGAAUGAUAGAUAACAGAAUACUUUAUAAAGAAAUUUUAAUAGAAUUAGGACGAAUAAUGAAACCCUUAACAGGACGGAGUGUUUUACUCACUUAUGACAGACGCAGCUUUAGCAUGGCUUUACAAACAGCUAGAAAUUUGUUUUGUGUAACAAAAACUUUGGGUGUAAAUAUAGGUGGUCUUCAAGCUGCAGUUUAUGUGUUAAAACGAACAGAUAUGUCCUAUGAACAAUUUAAACCGAAAUUUGUUAAACACAACGUAUAAAAAGAAAUAAUUUAUGUUAUAAAAUAAAUUUAAAUACCUUUAUAUUACAAGUUCAUAUUUUGUAAGAGUUUAAUAAAAAGAAGUUUUUAUAUUU